AAAUAUGGCAGAAAAUUCAGUUGAUGACCGGUAUGAUGGUUGUACAGAGAAGAUGGCAAACCUGGUGGAGACAAAAUAUCUAUCUGAAGAAAUCACUGCUAACAUAUCAGGCUUUGGAACUGCUUGGAUGACCAGUGAAGGAAAAAUCCCUGAACCAAAAGAUAACUUGACUAGAAAUCAUUUAAUUGCCAUUUCCGUGUACACUGGUCAUACCGUAUAUAAACAAUUCAAUCAGGAUGUUAGUAGUGGUAAACUAAAAUACAAAAACAUGAAAUACGCAUGGUAUUCACUUUACUUUUUGUUGACAGAAGCGACACAGAUAUUAAAGAAAACACAACAGGAAUGUAAAUUAACUUAUGGUGGUACCAAUUUUAGGUUUAAUGAGAAUGUUCUGCACAAAGAGAUUCGUUCUGGCUUAUUUGCAACCUCUUAUCUUGAUCAAAAAGAAGCAAUCAAAUUUGGAACUGAAUCUUGUUUUGAAGUCACGACUUGUUAUGGUGCUGAGGUGACAAAAUACUCUGAGGUUCCUUCCCAGAAAGAGGUGCUGAUUCCUCCAUAUGAGACAUUUAAAGUGACUAAUAUCACGAAAACUGACUGGUGUAAUACUGUGUUUGUGGUAGAAAGCUCUGGAAUAACAAGUGACUUAAACUGUGCAGUUGGAUCAGUCGAGUCCCAGAUAUCUCACAGAUGUCUGUCGCUUUGGCUGACUAACUUUUACAUCUUCGUUCAUUUCUCUUUAUUAUACUAAAUAUUACUUUAACUUCUUAUAAAGCCACACACAUAACAUACAGGAAAAAUUAUACCCUGUCCAUGAAUUAAGAAUUUAUUUCUACAGUUAAUUAAUACAUGAUUUUAACAAGCUAGCUCCUUAUUUUUGGGAAAUCAUUCCCAUGCUUUAUUUGAUCAUUUCUACGUUUUAGGUAAACCGUGUGCAUGCUAUUUUUUACCAAUUUCUGCCAGCAAUUUCAUCAAUUUAUUGUCGUUUUACUGUGCAGUGAUGCAACUUCUUAUCCAACCUAAAAGACUGUUUUGGUUGUUUGUCCAUUCCCCCAAAUAGGACCAACAGAUGAGUUAACUAAAUUAGCAUCUCUACAGGAGCAGGUAAAAUAUAUUAGGGUAUGAAAUGAUAUUUCGGGGUAUAAUUUUGCUAUGCUUACAUGCAUUGGAUUAUGAUUAUCAAUUUAAACUGCAAGGAUUAAUUGUAUUUGGGGCAUUCCACCGAAUUGGUGCUAUUUCUGUCCCCAGGACAUUAUGGGCCAGCUUGCGCCAGAGCAAACUAUCAUUUUGGCAUUAAAUUUAUUAAAGACACGCAGUGGAUAAUUAGUUAAUUUUGCGACUGAACGUAUUGCAUAUAUGUUUCCCUUUCAGGCACAACAUUUCUAGGAGAUUAUUUAAAUGAUUCGCGCAAUGCAAUUUACUAAUGUUUGCGUGUGUGAUUUUACUGGUAUUUGUGCCACUAUUUAAUGCUAAAAAGCAUCUCAAAACCUAUUUGGCUUGAAAUGGCUGUGAUUGUUGCUGAUAGCAGAGGAUUAUUUUAAACACGUAACAGUUUAUUUGAAAUUCAAAAAUAACGUAUUAUUCAAAACAAUUGCUUGGCAAGCCACGUUAUUUUUAUUUGCUAGAGUCACUAGAAGUCGUCACACAAUACCUGGGCUGCGUUCAGCCCCAACAA
Paramisgurnus dabryanus is the source of this 1672-nucleotide messenger RNA. The record is from RefSeq and is a predicted model, not a curated record. Lineage: Eukaryota; Metazoa; Chordata; Actinopteri; Cypriniformes; Cobitidae.